AGCAGAAGGAGGCGCGCAAGAGCCACCAGAAGGCCGUCGAGACCGCCAAGAAGGCCUCCAAGACGCGCAUCCGCCUCGCGCGCAAGGCCGAGAAGGCUCGCGCGCGGCGCCACCGCCGCCAGAUGCGCCGAGCUCGCGCUGAGGCAAGGCGCAACGUCGCGGUUGCUCCGGGGAGCGUGGCCGUCCCGCCCUUCUCGAAGAGCGCCGGCUGCUACGUGUGCGGCAAGAAGUUCGGCAAGGCGCUGCACAGGCGUCGCCACCACUGCCGCCAGUGCCGCGAAAGCUGCUGCCUGCAGUGCACGAGCCGCACGCGCCGCCCCGUGCUGCGCUACGGCCUUGACAAGCCGCAGAAGGUCUGCGUCGUGUGCGAGACGCUGGUGUUCAACAACGAAGCAGUUGUUGAAGUUGCUGCGCCUGCGACGGCCUCGCAGCCGCGGGAGCCAGCGGAGGCCGUCGUUGCGCUGGCCGCUAUUGGCCGCGCGUCACGCCGACCGCACUCGGCCCCGUUGCCACCCACUGAGGGGGCGACGGUGACCAUGCCUGUUUCGAUGCGUGGGAGUGGCCGAGGCCGCGCGCGCUCCACGAAGGGCAAGGGCGGCUCGAUUUGGACGCUGCCGAUCCGCCCGCUGCUCAAGAGGAAGAAGAGUGCGGAGCAGCUCCGCAACCGCAAGAUGGAUCUGGACUUGCAGAUCGACAAGCGGCUGCUGUUCAGGGGCCGCGCCGUCGAGCUGCAGCCGCAGUCGGUGGCCCCACCGGCGCCGUGAAGCGGGGGAAUCGAGCGAGCUCGGAGCAAGGAGCUGGACGGGUGGUGAUCAUCACCUUGAUGUGUGCGUGUUUCCCCGAUCGACUGUAUCGCAGCAGGCCGCAGUUGCCUGCACUGCCUCGAACGUUCGCGGCCAAGGAAGACGAGAGGAGGCGCGAGCGGUGUAUAACUAUAUUGCAGAAUCCAUUUCCACGUG
Molecule: messenger RNA, 959 nt
Organism: Phytophthora sojae
Lineage: Eukaryota; Oomycota; Peronosporomycetes; Peronosporales; Peronosporaceae
Exons: 1
Coding region: 123-764 (213 amino acids)
Biological process (GO): protein transport to vacuole involved in ubiquitin-dependent protein catabolic process via the multivesicular body sorting pathway; protein targeting to vacuole
Cellular component (GO): ESCRT-0 complex
Molecular function (GO): phosphatidylinositol-3-phosphate binding; metal ion binding; ubiquitin binding
Source: RefSeq, a predicted model, not a curated record